This is a messenger RNA of Enterobius vermicularis (human pinworm), 3552 nucleotides long. NCBI's taxonomy places the organism in Eukaryota, Metazoa, Nematoda, Chromadorea, Rhabditida, Oxyuridae. The record is from the annotation of a GenBank genome assembly.
AUGCGUUAUUCUGGGAAAACUUUACUACUAAUCAUUGCACGUAUCUCGCAUGCUUUCGAAGACAGUUCGUCAUUAUCGAGUGGAAUAUCCGAAAAUUUUGACGAUAUUUCGACGGACGAUCUAACAGCAAGGUUGAUUUUGCCUAUUUCAAUUUUAAAAACAGUUUGCUAUUUAGCAGGUUUAUCUCUUGAGUGUCUGUUGACUUCGUUGUCGGAUCAUCCAAUGACUGCGGCUGCCGCGUAUGGAAAGCUAGACGAUUACCAGCGUUAUAUCGGUCGCCAGUUGCCGCCAAAAAGAAGCUUAAGUGCUAAUCAGGGGAGUAGUGCCUUACAUCUUCACCAGCGCCGUCUUCAUGAGCAAGAAAAUAUUGAUCAACUGCUACAGAAGUGUAGGACUAGUCAGAGGGGUCUUGCGUGCAAUAUUCAGCAGGUUCGUUACGUUGAUGAUGGGCAGGAUCGCGUAUUUCGAACUGUAGAUGCUUCACGCCAUCAGAUUCCUCAUAUAGCACUUAGCGAGGAUGGCGAUACUCUUUGUGUCAGGGGUGGCCCAGCACGGUCAUCUCAUCGUGUUUCUUCCAAACAGGAUCAUCAGGUCCAAGCAGGACCAGGCCUAGCGGCGAUGGCUGGUUAUCAUUCUCUGGAUAGGAAAGCUCACUUAUUAGGUUGUUACCGUAGUGGUGAUGAAACUUCAUACAGGCUGGUUUUUAUAGUGUUAAAUGCUUUUGAUGAUGAUGCAACUGCCGCGACCUUGGCUAUGGUUAGCCCCAGAAGAAUCCCCAGUCGUCAGCAACUAUCGCUUGUUCAUCCAUCUACAGAAAAUAGGCACAGUGUAGCAGCUCAACGCACUGUUUUGCUUUCAUCCUCCGGAAUGUCACGCUCGGUAGUUCUUGGAAACACAGCAGCCAGCGAGGUUUGCCAGAACUUGUCGCAGCCGGCUGCUCCAGACGACGCAGUUCUUUCCAAUUUUGGUAAAUUGCAGAGUGCUUCAAAGCUUGUUCCAAGAAGAAUUCCACUUACAAUUGCUGCUCAACCGUCUACAUCAAUCGAUACAACAAAGAAUCAAAAAACUGGCACUUCAGCUUCUGUUCGAAAAACACCUGUAGAAAAUAUAUAUGCCAGUUUUUCCCACCGUGACCAGAGCUUGCAAUUACACAAACUUUCAGAUGAUUCAACAGUUCGAACUCUUCAAAUGAAAUCAUCACGUUAUGCCGAAUCUGGUUACUUAUCGUCUGCUUCUAAAACUUCUCCCAGUAGUUCAGCCGAGGCAACUGGCUCUCACCUCUCUCUUGCAUCGUCGUCGGGGUGCACUUGUUCUACCGUAGAAGAGAGGUAUGAAGCUGAAAUACGGAAAUUGAAUAAAGAAGUGGAGUCCUAUCGUGCUACAAUAACUAAACUUACUGCUAAACACGAUGGUUAUAAUCAACUAAUUCAAGUCUUUGAAAAUAAACUUAAUUUGAUGGCAAAGCAUUUGGAGGGUUUAAAUGGCAAAUCACAGUUGAAAAAGGAAGAGGUGACUAAACUGCGCGCUGAAAUUGACAGUUUACGCGUAAUGAGCUUCAACUCUGGUGUUCGUGUACCACCGAAUACGGUUACCAACAGCCAAUUGAAAGCAUCCCUUACUCAAGCACAUGAUGGAGCUGGAGAGUUGUUGAAACAGCCGUCACUAGAAAGUGUGAACAGCCAUCGUUCGUCAAUGAGCUCGUCUAGCAAGGGCAGCAAAACCGAUAAAACCAGCUUGAAUAGUUUUGGGAAACAGGGGAAAAAGAGCUGGGGAACUAAUGUGGAUUUCCAGAUCCGAAGUUCGUUUACUCGUGCGUUUACAAAAAAUAAAAAGGUCAAGAAUGGGUCUGUGUCAGAUGUGGAACAGUCACCUAUUCAUGGAUCAGGGAUUUCCAUGGCUUUAAAAUCAAUCUCGGGAAGCACUAACAAGUUAGAUGAAAUUGAAUCGGUUCCUCAAGUUGUAGAAUUGAAAAAACAGCUUGAAGACAGGGAUUCUGCACUGACUGAUGUGAGGCUUGAUGCGUUAGACAAAGCGAGAGAAGUUGACAUACUGAAGGAAACGAUCAACCGGCUAAAGGCAAGCUCUAGUUCUAGAUACUUAUCUACCUUUAGACGUAUCAGGAGUGAGAGUCGGGCAAGCUCCCAACAGUCCCUGCCAGCUUUGCCGGAUGACGAUCCUGUUUAUGAACUACCGCCGACUAGUGACUCCCUUACAGUUGCGACAAACAGAACCUCAAACAGCUGGAAUGCUCCUUUGCUCAAGGUCACUGUUAGUGUAGAUUACAGUGGCGUUUUCCCAGCUGCGAAUUCGGCAGGCGAAAUUUCCAUUGGUGGUGUGCCUCUUCCAAACUAUCAGACAACUUGGCAGCAGUUUGAUGCGCAACUUUUCCGGCUGUUCAAUGAGUACAUUAACCGUAUCGACCCGAAUGGUGCUCUCGGUUUGCAUCACAAGGAUUCCGUAAUCGGUUAUGAAUGUGGUGAUUUUGUGCGUGAUAUACUUUCUAAUUCUGCCCCUUCUCCGUUACCUGCAGAUAUUGUGACGCAAAAUACCAACAUACGAAUGUAUUUAAGAGGAGCUAGUCAGCGAGGUCUUGAUGGACUUAUUCUUGAAUGUUUAUUUCCGAGAGCAAUGAUUGAUCAGCUACUGACAAUACUUUUAAAAAGCCGUCGGUUAGUUCUGUUUGGCGCUACCGGAAUUGGAAAGUCAAAUCUUGCCAGACAACUGGCAAGGUACCUGAGCAUCCGAAUCGGAGCGUCGUCGCAAGAUGCAAUUGUUGAUGUUAAGAUAGGCGAAGAUGAACAUGAUAAAGCAAUGGCUAAGGUUCAAAAACAGUUGGAGUCCCUGUUGCGACAGUCAAAAAUGACGAUUAUUUUGAUUGAUAACAUCCAACGUCACAAAAUAGCUUUUCUGAGUUCUACAUUUAGCAGUGUAGAAACUCCUGCGAAUGAGGGACCGUAUAUUAUUUGCACUGUUAAUCGUGCAUCUCAGUUGCCAGAAAUGCAGGUACAUCACGAUUUUCGCAUGUUCCUCUUGCCGAACAACAUGGAUGCUAUAAAAGGUUAUAUGGGUCGGUUUUUACGAAGACGGAUUUUGGAAUGUGAAUUUAGGGAUUAUGAGCGACCGUCUGCAGAAAUACACAGGAUUGUUGAUUUCCUUCCCAACGUUUUGGCUGCUGUUAAUGCGUUCAUCGAGAAAUCUAAUUCGAGGGAUGUAACAAUUGGAUCGCGAGUCUUUCUUCAAUGUCCACUAAAUGCUGAUAAGUCUCGGGAAUGGUUUAUAAAGUUGUGGAACCAAAUGAUUAUACCUUACAUGGUAAAAGUGGCAAAAGAAGGAGUAAAAGUCUUAGGAAGAUGUGGUAGUUUUGAAGACCCAACCGAUUUGGUAUGUGAGCAGUGGCCAUGGCUCAAUGGCCCUCCAGCUGAGCAGGUGCUUCAGCGGUUGUCAAUUAAGGAAAGCAUUUCAAAUCAAUUUCCUACAACUCAGUUUGACCCAUUAGAGGCAUUAAUGCGCAUACAGUCGAAUAAUUCAAACCCUCAACAGGAGGUCGCCUAA